Messenger RNA from Chelmon rostratus (copperband butterflyfish), 3809 nucleotides. It is a transcript of the gene dvl2, whose product is annotated as dishevelled segment polarity protein 2. Gene Ontology annotation, molecular function: frizzled binding. Gene Ontology annotation, cellular component: cytosol. The transcript is spliced from 15 exons. The record is from RefSeq and is a predicted model, not a curated record. Gene Ontology annotation, biological process: intracellular signal transduction; canonical Wnt signaling pathway. Lineage: Eukaryota; Metazoa; Chordata; Actinopteri; Chaetodontiformes; Chaetodontidae. Bases 323 to 2617 code for a protein of 764 amino acids.
UAUGUUUUUGUUGGGGGAAAAGUUGGUUGUAGUUAGGUCGUGUGAAUGUAGCGUGUCCGUCGUGUUUCGCCCCUCGGUAACAGGGGGAAUGCGAGUUUUUUACUUUUUAGCAGUCGGAGAGCGAGCUUUCGAGCAGGGUUACAGCGCUUUACGUCCUCUGGCUCGGACCGAAAAUCUCAGUGGCCAUCAUCGUUUCACCUCUGCCGUCUCGUUAGCCACCUAGCUAGCUCCGCCGCUAGCUAACUACCCAACAAAGUUAACGCUACCUCGCCUCAUAGUGUGUUUUCUUGUGGUAACUUCCAGCUUGGAAAAAGCCCUAGACAUGGCGGAAACCAAAAUAAUUUAUCACAUCGACGAAGAGGAGACGCCGUAUUUGGUGAAGAUACCCAUUGCUGCCGAAAAUAUCACUUUGCUGGAUUUUAAACAGGUCUUGAACAAGCCAAACUACAAAUUCUUCUUCAAGUCUAUGGACCAGGACUUCGGGGUGGUGAAGGAAGAGAUUUCCGACGACGGUGCCAAGUUGCCUUGUUUCAACGGCAGAGUGGUGUCAUGGUUGGUAUCUUCAGACACUCCAGCAGCAGAGCCUCCGGUGGCAGUGGUCCCCCCUGUGGAAACAACGACACAGCCUUCGCCUCCUCCUCCGCCCCUUCCACCCCCACCUGCAGAGAGGACCGGGGGCAUAGGGGACUCCAGGCCGCCCUCCUUCCAUCCCAAUGCGACAGGCAGUGUGGAGACCUUGGACGACCAGACUGAAACAGAGUCUGUAGUUUCCUUCAGGAGAGAGAGACCUCGGCACAGAGAGAGCAUGGAGCAACACGGUCCUCGUAUGAAUGGCCAGAGUCGACUGGAGCGCCACCUGGCAGGAUAUGAGAGCUCCAGCACGGUGAUGAGCAGCGAGCUGGAAACCACCAGCUUCUGCGACUCUGAGGACGACGACACCAUGAGCAGGUUCAGCAGCGCAACAGAGCAGAGCACGGCCUCUAGGCUUCUUAAACGCCACCGCCGACGCAGGAAACAGCGCCCCCCACGUUUGGAGAGGGCCUCCUCCUUCAGCAGUGUGACAGACUCCACAAUGUCUUUGAACAUCAUCACCGUCACUCUCAACAUGGAGAAGUACAAUUUCUUGGGCAUCAGCAUUGUUGGCCAGAGCAACGAAAGGGGGGACGGGGGCAUCUACAUCGGGUCCAUCAUGAAGGGAGGAGCCGUGGCUGCAGACGGACGCAUCGAACCUGGAGACAUGCUGCUGCAGGUGAAUGACAUCAACUUUGAGAAUAUGAGCAACGACGAUGCUGUGCGGGUACUGAGGGAAAUUGUACACAAGCCAGGGCCCAUCAUCCUCACAGUAGCUAAAUGCUGGGACCCUUCUCCUCAGGGCUACUUCACUCUGCCUCGCAAUGAACCGAUCCGACCCAUUGACCCAGCGGCGUGGGUGAGCCACUCUGUGGCUAUGACCGGGGCCUACCCCGCCUUCCCAGGCAGCUCCUCCCUCAGCACCAUCACCUCUUCCUCCUCCGUCACCGAGACUGAACGUUUUGAUGACUUCAACUUAUCACUGCACUCUGACAUGGCAUCGGUUGCCAAGGCCAUGGCCUCACCAGAGUCGGGUCUGGAGGUCAGGGACCGCAUGUGGCUUAAAAUCACCAUCCCCAACGCUUUCCUUGGCUCAGACGUAGUGGAGUGGCUGUUCCACCACAUCGAGGGAUUCCAGGACCGCCGUGAAGCCAGGAAGUACGCCAGCAACCUGCUGAAGGCCGGCUUCAUCCGACACACCGUCAACAAGAUCACCUUCUCCGAGCAGUGUUACUAUGUCUUCGGAGAUUUAAGCGACUGUGAGAACUACAUGGCCAACUUGUCCCUGAAUGACAAUGACGGCUCCAGCGGGGCCUCAGACCAGGACACUUUGGCCCCCCUGCCUCUCCCUGGAGCCUCCCCGUGGCCCAUGAUGCACACCUUCCCCUAUCAGCCCUACCCCACACAUGCCUUCUCCAGCCAGCCACCUCCGUACCACGAGCUCACCAGCUACAGCUACGCCCCCGGCAGCACCGGCAGCCAGCACAGCGAAGGGAGUCGAAGCAGUGGAUCUACAAGAAGCGAGGGCGAGCGACGUCGCAGCACUAAAGGUCCUGGCAGCACCGCUGGUGGAGGGGAGAAAUCCCCCUCUGGCGGGGGCGGGGAAGGUGACUCUCGCUCCGGCAGCGGCAGCGAAUCAGAAUACUCCACCCGCAGCAGCUUGAGGCGUGGCCACGGUUCAGCCGCCCCCAGCGAGCACAGCCACGCAUCAUCCCAGCGCUCGCAUCAUCACCGCAUGCCCCAGCCGCCCCACAUGUCUCCUUACCCUCCGGGUAUCCUGCCUUACAACCCCAUGAUGGUGAUGAUGGUACCCCAGCACCCGCACCCGGCCAUGGCAACCGCUCACGCUCUUCCUCACACGCAGCAGAUGCCCACAGGCCCCAUGCACCCCGCUCUACCCCCGCCCCCUUCCUCCACUCCAGGGGGGCCUCCUGGGGCCCCACCCACCCGUGACCUGGGCUCUGUACCCCCAGAGCUGACUGCAUCACGCCAGUCGUUCCACCUGGCCAUGGGAAACCCCAGCGAGUUCUUUGUGGAUGUCAUGUAGCUUUUCUGUCUGGGUGUUAAGUGACCAUUCAUGUGAAGUUAGUGUACGGUUCCCACUUGUUUUGACGAGGAUCUGGUGGUAGCUUUUUGAGCUCACAAGGGCCUAUUGGAUUGAGGGCACUUGUUGCAAAUUUGGUGAGAACAGGGUUUAACAUUGACAAAGAAAAUAAAACACGAAAUUAAAACAAUUAAUGUGGGAUAUGGUCUGACUAUAUGUCUGUACAAAGUCUAGUUUCUCUCAUUCAAAUCCACUCUGAUAACAGUCAUUUUUUUCAGUACUAAAUCCAGACAGAAAAGUGCUACCUUCUUGUCUCAGUAGUGAGCUGGUUUGUUUUUCUCCAGAAGCGAACUCUCAGCACAGUAUUUUGAGUGCCCGUCAGAGCUGCUCAGCACUCUGGCUUUGCAAUACUCAAAACAGAAAUAUUAUAUUUUAGGAAGGGAAUCACCUUCCCGAACCAGCUACUUGUGUCAGAGCUGUCCAUCCAGGAAGCGCACAGACCACAGGUUAACACUAGAGGGUGCCAGGUACACUGUGUACUUGAAAAGGAUAUAAUCCUGCAGACAUAUCUGGAUCAUCAUGCCAGAUUCGUUGGCAGCACAGGAGUAUAUCAAGUGCCUUACUCUUUGCAUUGUUUAGAGACAUUUUCACACUCCAGGUACAUAAAAUAACUCAUCUUGUUCCAGCAUUGUUUGACAAUGACCUUCUCUGUAUGUAUAUCUACUACUCCUAUGUAAAUGCAACAAUACAGAACAGCAAGCUCUAAUGUGAAAAGAAAAUAGGUCCAAAAAUGUCAGGUGGACUUGUGUUUAGUAAUCACUGUCUAGGACUAGUCGUCAGAUAACUCUUAUUGUGAGGAGUUCUACGUAUGGGACUGUAGAGGCUUAAAGGUACUAAUAGGUGAAAAGACGAGACGCUGAAAGCGGUACUUUCUGAUUACAUCCAGUGUAUAUCUUUAAGUAACUGCGAUCAAAACGCCCCAGCUCCCCAUGCUUAUUUUUAUGUUACUGACUCGCAUUAUUCACCCAUUUCAUUUUUGUAUGAGUGACUAUAUAAAUCAUGUAUAACCGAACUAUUAAGGUGCUAAAUGAAGAUUCAACAUUUCAGAAAGAAUGACAUUGACAGUGUCAUGUUGUUUGAUUUCAUAUCGCCACCUUUGUUUGUGUAUUUGAGAAUAAAUUUGAUACUUACAUAC